Parus major (Great Tit) is the source of this 624-nucleotide messenger RNA. It is a transcript of the gene DLX6, whose product is annotated as distal-less homeobox 6. The record is from RefSeq and is a predicted model, not a curated record. NCBI's taxonomy places the organism in Eukaryota, Metazoa, Chordata, Aves, Passeriformes, Paridae. The transcript is spliced from 2 exons. Gene Ontology annotation, biological process: embryo development; cell differentiation; regulation of transcription by RNA polymerase II. Gene Ontology annotation, molecular function: RNA polymerase II cis-regulatory region sequence-specific DNA binding; DNA-binding transcription factor activity, RNA polymerase II-specific. The annotation marks the transcript as partial.
UGUUUCAGCUGUGUUGUUUUGCUUGCAGAUCAGCAAAAAACCACAGUGAUUGAAAACGGUGAAAUCAGAUUUAAUGGAAAAGGAAAAAAGAUUCGGAAGCCUCGAACCAUUUACUCUAGUCUACAACUCCAGGCUUUAAAUCAUCGCUUUCAGCAGACUCAGUACCUGGCACUUCCAGAAAGAGCUGAACUGGCAGCUUCAUUAGGACUUACCCAGACACAGGUGAAGAUCUGGUUUCAGAACAAGCGCUCCAAAUUCAAGAAGCUGCUGAAGCAGGGCAGUAACCCCCACGAGAGCGACCCUCUGCCCGGCUCCGCUGCCCUCUCCCCUCGCUCUCCAGCUCUGCCUCCAGUCUGGGACGUUUCAGCCUCUGCCAAGGGAGUCAAUAUGCCUCCAAACAGCUACAUGCCUGGCUAUUCUCACUGGUAUUCUUCUCCACAUCAAGACACAAUGCAGAGACCACAAAUGAUGUGAAUUGUCCAAGAGAAAUAAUCUCCCAAGAACGCCUCGUCUCGACAUGGCAAGAAGUUCCCCUGCUUUGCCAAGCCGUGCCAGCUAACAGGCUCUGUGUGAACUUGUAGAUGCGGCAAAGAGACAGAGUGGCUUUAUUUUUUUUUUUUUUUU